Molecule: messenger RNA, 840 nt
Organism: Panicum hallii
Lineage: Eukaryota; Viridiplantae; Streptophyta; Magnoliopsida; Poales; Poaceae
Product: NDR1/HIN1-like protein 10
Exons: 1
Coding region: 83-703 (206 amino acids)
Biological process (GO): defense response to other organism
Source: RefSeq, a predicted model, not a curated record
UCAAUCCUUCGUCUCCCGCCCCGCAUCGACCACCUAGCGAGCCGUCGGCGGCGGCGGCAGCAAGCUCCACCUCCUCCCCACCAUGUGUUGCAGCGGCACCGACAGCUGCGUCGUCAGGUGCUGCUGCCGCUUGUUCGUGUUGCUCCUAUCCGCCGGCUUCGUCGUGCUCAUCUACUGGGCCAACUUCCAGCCCCACCAAAUUCGCGCCACCGUCGCGUCCGCCACCCUCUCCAACCUCACCGUCUCCAACGCCUCGUCCGCCGCGGAGGUCUCCUACAACCUCGCCGUCACCCUCAGCCUCUACAACCCCAGCGUCCGCGUCGGCAUCUACUACGACGCCCUCCACGCCGACCUCCGCUUCCGCGACGCCGUCCUCGGCCCGGCCGCCAACGGCACCUCCCCGCCCGAGUUCUACCAGCGCAGGAAGACUAGCGACGACGUGAGGCUGGAGUUCGACUACGGCCGGGGCGUCGCCGUCGGCAGCGACGUGGCCGGGGAGCUCGAGACCGAGAUCAAGAGCGGGGGCGCGGUGAGCCUGGAGCUCCACGUCGACCUGCGGGUGAGGUACAAGUUCAGGAUUUUCAAGCUGCGGCAGAAGCCGGGGAUACGGUGCUCGCUGAGCAUCCCGGUCAAGGCGGAGGGCCGGGGCCCCGGCGUCGGCGGCGCUGUGGUCUCCGGCGACCGGUGCAGGGUCAAGUACUGAUGAAUAAUGCUGGUUGAGUGGAUCGGACUUUUUUUUUGUGCGAGUGAAUGUUGGUUGAGCAGCUGCGCGCGUUUGUCCUUGCUUAUAUGCUUGGAGAUCGGCGAGCCAUUCUCGAUCGAGUUGAUUCCUGCAGAGCC